GGGGGGACCUGGCAGCGGGCUAGGAGGCUGCGAGCGAGCCGCGAACCCGGCAGGCGGAGGGCGGCGAGCGCGCGCGCACCAUGGGAGAAAAACCCGGGACCAGGGUCUUCAAGAAGUCGAGCCCUAACUGCAAGCUCACUGUGUACUUGGGCAAGCGCGACUUUGUAGACCACCUGGACAAAGUAGAUCCUGUGGAUGGCGUGGUGCUUGUGGAUCCUGAGUACUUGAAGGACCGCAAAGUGUUUGUGACCCUCACCUGCGCCUUCCGCUAUGGCCGAGAAGACCUGGAUGUGCUGGGCCUAUCCUUCCGCAAAGACCUGUUCAUCGCCACAUACCAGCCCUUCCCCCCCACGCCCAACCCACCCCGGCCCCCCACCCGACUGCAGGACCGGCUGCUGAAGAAGUUAGGCCAGCAUGCCCACCCCUUUUUUUUUACAAUACCCCAGAAUCUGCCCUGCUCAGUCACACUGCAGCCAGGACCGGAGGACACAGGGAAGGCCUGCGGAGUAGACUUUGAGAUCCGAGCCUUCUGUGCCAAAUCACUAGAAGAAAAGAGCCACAAAAGGAACUCCGUGCGGCUCAUCAUCAGAAAGGUGCAGUUUGCUCCAGAGACACCCGGCCCCCAGCCCUCAGCUGAAACCACACGCCACUUCCUCAUGUCUGACCGGAGGUCCCUGCACCUAGAGGCUUCCCUGGACAAAGAGCUGUACUACCACGGGGAGCCCCUCAAUGUCAACGUCCAUGUCACUAAUAAUUCUGCCAAGACAGUCAAGAGGAUUAGAGUCUCUGUGAGACAGUAUGCCGACAUUUGCCUCUUCAGCACCGCACAGUACAAGUGUCCAGUGGCUCAGCUUGAACAAGAUGACCAGGUGUCCCCCAGCUCCACGUUCUGCAAGGUGUACACCGUGACCCCACUGCUCAGCGACAACCGGGAGAAGCGUGGCCUUGCCCUGGACGGGCAACUCAAACAUGAAGACACCAACCUGGCUUCCAGCACCAUCGUGAAGGAAGGAGCCAACAAGGAGGUGCUGGGGAUCCUGGUAUCCUACAGGGUCAAGGUGAAGCUGGUGGUGUCUCGAGGCGGAGAUGUCUCCGUGGAGCUACCUUUUGUCCUCAUGCACCCUAAGCCCCAUGACCACAUCACCCUUCCCAGACCCCAGUCAGCUCCCCGGGAAACAGAUGUCCCCGUGGAUACCAACCUCAUCGAAUUCGACACCAACUAUGCCACAGACGACGACAUUGUGUUUGAGGACUUUGCCCGGCUGCGGCUGAAGGGGAUAAAGGAUGAUGACGGUGACGACCAGUUCUGCUAGGAGGAGGGGCUGGGAGAGGUAGGGGCAGGACUGAGGCCCCACCCACCGCCGUCGCGGGUGGGAGGGCCCCGGCCUCUCCUUCCCCGCCCGCGCGAGAUGUACACUGGACCCGUCACUUCUUGAAAGUGGGCAUUAAUCUUUUGACUUCGGUCCUGCCGCCCCAGCCCUGGUCCCUGGGGUGGCGUGCUGUGGGCACACCGGAAGUUGUGGGAAGGGAACGCUGCAAACAAGGAAGGAAUAGGAAGAACUCCCACAUUUGGCCUCGUACCAAUCCGCCACGCCCCUCCCCACCCCCA
This is a messenger RNA of Acomys russatus (golden spiny mouse), 1609 nucleotides long. RefSeq names its product arrestin beta 2 (gene Arrb2). Gene Ontology annotation, cellular component: cytoplasm. The record is from RefSeq and is a predicted model, not a curated record. Gene Ontology annotation, biological process: positive regulation of ERK1 and ERK2 cascade; G protein-coupled receptor internalization; signal transduction. Gene Ontology annotation, molecular function: angiotensin receptor binding. Lineage: Eukaryota; Metazoa; Chordata; Mammalia; Rodentia; Muridae. The transcript is spliced from 15 exons. Bases 81 to 1313 code for a protein of 410 amino acids.